CAGACACUUUUCUGCUCCCCAAAAUAAAUUCUCCCUCUCCGUCUCAGCGUCUUUGCACGGAAAUCGAGAGCGAAUAAAAACAAACCAGGCAGGAGGCUAUAAUAGGAUUAAAAACAAAAACAUAUAAGGGGUUUCCGUUUCACCCCCUUUCCCACUCUUUCUCUCCCUCUUUCAAUUUCUUUCCCUCCAAACGCCAUUUCUCCGUUUUCUUUCUUCUUCUUUUUUUUUAUCCGUUAAAGUUUUAUUCGAAUUCUCUUUCUUUUCCGGCUCCGGUGAUCUCAUUAUUUUCCUGCUACUUCCACGGAAUAUUGGUUCUUCCCGGGAAAACUGGUUUUUCCCGGGAACAUUUCGCCUCAAUUUCCUCCUCUUCUCCGCAUCGGAUUUUUCAAAGCCCAGGAAUUUAGGGGCGAUUGAGGAACGAAAGGAAUUGCUAACUGAAAAGAUCUGUAGAUUCGAUAGAGAGGAGAAAUUGAGAGUUUCAAAGGAAAAGGCUCUCACUUUGAUUUUUAUGUGAAUUUGGGAUUGUUUUUGCGUGAAAGUAUUUGAUUUUGAAUGAUACUUGGUCUAUGGAUUUGCAAGUACUUUCUGCCCAGGCUUCACCAUCGAGGGAUUUGGUGAAGUGUUGUAUUUGUGGCUGCAGUUGUUCUUUAAUUGCCGGUUCAUCUUCAGAGUCUUGGAUCAGGUCUGUCAAAAGAAAAUACGAUGAGUUUGAGGAGGGAAAUCGGUUUUUUAUACCCGGGUUUGAUUUCUUCUCGAAUCCACGAAUACAAAUUGAGAAUGAAUGUUCUGCGCUACGUGAGAUGGUUUCUAGCCAACAGCACACUAUGCAGGAUUUGUACACGGAAUUGGAAGAGGAAAGGAACGCUGCUUCUUCAGCUGCAAAUGAAGCCAUGUCAAUGAUACUGAGGUUGCAGAGGGAGAAGGCGGAGAUCCAAAUGGAGGCAAGGCAAUUUAAACGUUUUGCCGAGGAGAAGAUGGGGCAUGAUCAGCAGGAGUUUUUGGCUUUAGAGGAUGUUUUGUAUAAGAGAGAGCAGGCUAUUCAAUCAUUUACUUGUGAAAUUCAGGCUUAUAAGCAUAGGAUGAUGAGUUAUGGCCUUACAGAGGCAGAGGCAGUGGGUGAGAGGGGUGGGUUUAGCCGCAACACAAGCAUGAAUGAAAAUUUGGAUGCUGGCCAAUUCGAGUUUCCACCUUAUGAUUACCCACCCCUGAAAUGCAAUUUGAAUGAUAAUCCAAAUCCUUUGGAGGGUGAAGAUGACAUUGUGAAUGUUGAGAAAUAUGCAUUUGGCGAGACCCCUCAUGGUCGUGAGAAUUUGAAGAAUUUAGAAUAUAGGAUCUAUCAGAUGGAGAGAAGUCCUCGUAGCAUUCAACAAGAUGGUGCUUUUUCUGGUACAAAGAAUAUUCUCGAGAAGGUGGUUGUUGACCACUCUCCUAGGAGGUCAAGGCACAGCAGAAGAUUCUCCGGAGAUAGUUCAAGUUCAUUGAUUGGGAUGUCUAGAGAAUUGGGUCCAGAUUUUGCCACUGAAUCUCCAAGAUCCAAGUUAAGCAAUAGCUUUAAGAAAACGGACUGUGCUUCACAAGCGGAAGAUUACACAAAUUCGAGAAAGAGGGAUAAUGAAGCAGACUUUGGAGAUGACAUGAGUGACAGAGUUUACACCAUUGAUUCUAUACAUAACGGGGUCUCACAGAAUGGUGUUAUAGAACCAAAAGCUGGAAUUGGGAUUUAUGAAGAGCAUCUCUCAACUCCAAGAGAGACAUUGACACGGCCUGAUAUUAGUGAUCCUGAUAUAAAAAAGCUCUACUUGAGACUUCAGUCACUUGAGGCUGACAGGGAAUCUAUGAGGCAAGCACUUAUUUCAAUGCGAACUGAUAAAGCACAAAUGGUAUUGUUGAAAGAAAUAGCUCAACAUCUAUGCAAGGAAAUGUCUCCAGAAAGAAAAAUGCCUGCGAGGAAGCCAUUUCUUCUUGGAAGCUUUUCCUUCACGUCAAUCUUUAAGUGGGUUGUGUCCAUCGUUUUAUGGAGAAAGAAAGCUCAGCGAAGCAAGUACUUGUUUGGACUUUCAGCCGCUGAUGUUGGCUUGCUAAUUCUUCUAGACAAAGGCUCCCGCACAAGGCAAUGGAGAUGUCUCAUGAGCACACAAGUGUGAAACCAUCAGUCAAAUUCCCAGUAUCUAUUUGAAGCCAAUGCUCAUAUUGUGAACAUGAAAUGGAUUUUGACCACAUUGUUACCCUGAUUUGUCGUGUUCUUUUAAUAGAAUCCUUCUGCAAAUUUCAGUGUUUCGUGCAGCGUUCUUUGAUUUCAUUUUAUCUGGAUUGAAUAUAUCUUGCUGGGUGAUUAGUGAAGCAUGGAUUUAGUGUGGGCAUGCCUGCCUGUGUAGUUUGUUGAAAUUUAGCUUCAGGUGAGGUAUCCUGUCCUCUUCUGCUACUGUAUAUUUCAUAAUUCAGAUUCCUGUACAAGUUUUCUCAUUUAAAUGCGCAGUGGCUAUUCUUUUUGUCA
This is a messenger RNA of Populus nigra (black poplar), 2494 nucleotides long. Its product is annotated as myosin-binding protein 7-like. The coding region runs from base 567 to 2144 and encodes 525 amino acids. Lineage: Eukaryota; Viridiplantae; Streptophyta; Magnoliopsida; Malpighiales; Salicaceae. The record is from RefSeq and is a predicted model, not a curated record. The transcript is spliced from 4 exons.